AGCGGCUUCCGUUCUGUGAGGGAGGCGGAACAUCGCUUGUGCUUGCGGCGUGCGUGAAAAAUGGCGGUGGCCGCCAAGAGGCAGCGUGGAACCGGGCCGGGUCCGAAGAAGAAACGCGCCAAGAAGUCUCCGACGGAGGGACAGGAGGGGAAAGAUCCGGCCUCGGUGGCCAACGCAGGGGCUGAGGAGCACCAAGUCCCGCCUCCUGUCUCGCAGGGCAAAUGGAAGAACAAAGAGAGGGUGCUUAUUUUUUCUUCGCGGGGAAUAAAUUUUAGGACCAGACAUCUAAUGAAAGAUCUGCGAACAUUGAUGCCCCAUUCUAAAGCAGACACCAAAAUGGACAGGAAGGACAAGCUUUUUGUCAUCAACGAGGUAAUUUAUUUCAAUUCUGCAUUUAUUUUAAAAGCACUUACCUGAGAAAGGCUAAGGGAAAUUUGGCUUAAGAGACGAAGCAUUCAAAGGGCUAGGAAAUGUUUGUCAAUAUGUGUCCAGCUGCUGAGUCAGUUGAUAUUUGGGCUUCCUUUUUCACAGCUGUUGGAAUAAUUUGUAUGUGUGGUCCCAGAAGGUUUUCAAAGUGAAGUGAUUUAAACAUAACUUGUAUUUUUACCAUUUUGCAAUACAACUAUAUUUCUCAGUUGUACAACUUCAGUUUUACAGAGAACUGUACUAAUUU
This is a messenger RNA of Sphaerodactylus townsendi, 673 nucleotides long. It is a transcript of the gene BRIX1, whose product is annotated as biogenesis of ribosomes BRX1. Lineage: Eukaryota; Metazoa; Chordata; Lepidosauria; Squamata; Sphaerodactylidae. Gene Ontology annotation, cellular component: nucleolus. The record is from RefSeq and is a predicted model, not a curated record. Gene Ontology annotation, biological process: rRNA processing; ribosomal large subunit assembly. Gene Ontology annotation, molecular function: rRNA binding. The transcript has 3 exons. The coding region runs from base 61 to 417 and encodes 118 amino acids.